GACAAAUUUUCACUUUUCUCCAGUGCUGCAAAUGAAGGAAGUUAAGCAUCUCAUUGAUAUUUCUUUCUUGAAGAGGGGAACUAGCUUACAGGACUGUGUAAUGAGAACGAAAGUUACAACCGUUCACUGGAACUAUAUUACUUUAAGUAAUUUUGAUUUCCCUUCCACACACCAGUGAGCGAUUAAAAGGAAAAAAAGCCUGCUCGGGUAAGCAAGAUGACAAGCUUUUGUUUAAAGGUGCAACAUCUGAGUGAAACCUUGAAUACGGCUGACAGAAAUGGAAAACCUGAAGACAAUACAGAUGUUGACCAAAAAGAAAAUAAAUUUUUAGAACCACAUAAAAAAGUGACAAAAACUCCACUGAAGCAACAAUCCUCUACCUCACAUUCAGUAUUGGGAGGAAUCAGGCCGGACUUGAGUGCCAUGACCACUCCAACAAAACUUCAGGAACCCCCUGUUGGAGAGCCAUGGACCCCUACUGCUAAUUUGAAAAUGUUAAUCAGUGCUGCUAGUCCAGAGAUUAGGAACAGGGAAAAGAAGAGGGAAUUGCUUGUGGAUGAAGAUCAUACUUCUGAGGCAGUUGAGAAUUUACAGAAUCAGUUAUCUGGGGAAGAAUUUCAUCCAAGUCGCAAAGAGAAGAGCCUUGGUUUGUUGUGCUACAGGUUUUUGGCACGAUAUCCUGACUAUCCAAAUCCUGCAGUGAACAAUGAUAUUUGCUUGGAUGAAGUUGCAGCAGAACUGAAUGUUGAACGUAGGCGUAUUUAUGAUAUUGUCAAUGUUCUGGAAAGCUUACAUAUGGUGAGUCGCCUUGCCAAGAACCGAUACACGUGGCAUGGCCGUCAUAAUCUCGCUCACACACUGGGAACAUUGAAAAAUGUUGGUGAAGAUCAAAAAUAUGCAGAACAAAUGUUGCACAUUAAGAAGAAAGGAUUUGAACUACAUGAGACCUAUAUAAAAGAGCCACUACGUGAACAAAAUUCGACUAACAAAAGUGAAGUGAAGCCCAAAGAGAUGUACUUUGUGGAACUCCCUGGAAUGGAAUUUAGAGCAGCCUCAGUAAAUGGGCGGAAGGACAAAUCCCUGAGAGUAAUGAGUCAGAAAUUUGUCAUGUUAUUCCUGGUAUCAAAGCCACGAGUGGUUAGUCUUGACACUGCUGCUAAAAUCCUAAUUGGUGAUGACCAGAAGGUGGAUUUGGAUCAUAGCAAAUUUAAAACUAAAAUAAGACGACUCUACGAUAUUGCCAAUGUUCUCACCAGCCUUGAACUUAUAAAGAAAGUGCACGUAACGGAGGUGAGAGGACGGAAGCCAGCUUUUAAAUGGAUAGGACCAGAGGCAUUUCCAGAUGUAAAUGAUGUGAAGCCUAUUACACUGACUACCUCAGCUGCAAAUAAUACUCCAUUACCUAAGGUUUCAAAAGAAACAUUUGCCAAGAAUCUUUUCCCCGCCUCUACCAGCAAGCAAAGUUUCACUCGACAUGCAUCUUUAAACCACUUGAUGCCAAACAUGGAGAAUGAUCAGAGGAGGAUCAGCUCUGCGCCUAGUAGCCCAGUUGGCAAAAUCUAUGGUGAUUGGGACAAACCUGGAUUAUAUCCCAGUAAAAUGGACCAACUUGCCACAAUCUGUAAACUUCAAUUGGAGGCACAAUCCAACAAGAAUGCUAGUCAACCCACAACCUUGCCAUCAGAACCAUCUUCCUCACAAGAGAAGUCAAAACUUGAUAAACCUCCUGGACUUGUAGAACCAACUCGAUGUACUGGAGUUAAUUCAUUAUUCCCUCAGGUUAAACCCACAUUUCAGCCUCUUGGAGUCUUUCCUUUGGUGCACAGACAGUAUCCUUCUGUUUUACCAGUGAUGUUACCUCAAUGCCGCUCUGGUGGAUCUUACACGAUUUAUUUCCAACCUGCACAGCCAAGGAACCUGACUGCACCCCCUUCUGCCUUCACAGUACAGUCUAUAUCCCUUGCCACUGAAAAACAAAUUUCGAGUCCAAAUGAUUCAAAGUCAAGAAUCUCUGCCAAUAAAAGGACUGCUGAGAUGUGUGCUGAUGCACCAGGCACAGAUAACAAGGACCAAAGUAGCAAAGCAGCCAAACGUGAUACUGUCCCUGACCAGUGUCUGAAACAACCUUCCACACAUGACCUUAGUGAAGUUUGGAAUUCCAAAAAUUUCAAGGAAGCACCCAAUAAAGAGAGCCAGCCAGCUAAAGAAACUGUUUCAUUGAGGGACCAAUCACCAAAUAAAGAUCAACUUCCUGAGGUUCAUCAGGCAAGGCUGAAGGCCCGCAGAGCCUUGAUGGCAACCAGGGCUUCACCUAGAGCUCUACAUCUUGACCCAGAGUUCAUCAAUGCCCCAGAAGGCAAGAGUCUUGGUUCGGAAAAACUAGAACACAGUGUUGAAUGUUUUCUUGAGAAUGAAGAGAAGUGUGGGAUUGUUUUGUCAGAAGGACAAGCCACCAUGGUCAAAAAUGUGCCGAUGGCAAUUGCAUUUCCUGCCCAUCUUCGUUCAGUGCCGGAGACUGUAAUGCCAUCAGGAUAUCUCAUCCCAUUGCCACAGCAAUCAUCUUGCAAUAACUCAAGUGAUAGAUCUCCUGAAAUGAAAGGCAAUUCUGUGUCAGAGCAACAGCUUUAUCAUUCGCCAUUAUCAGGUAUUACACCAAUGACGACUUCAGAUUUCUCACCAGCUAAUUUACCUGCCACUCAUAUCACCCCUUUGAAAGUGCCUUGUGCAGUGGCUGUUCCUUCUUCAGUCACCACUCUUCCUGUUGUGAGUCAAACCAGCAUAUCACCUUUCACUUCCUCAAGUCAUCAUUUUCCUAGUCACAGUCCCAGCCCAGGAAUCCUGAAUUUCACACUGCAGAAUCUUGGUUUAAUCAAUCCAGGGAUGCACUUUUCAGUGAAUCAGGGACCUUCAAUGACAACUGCUUCUCCAGAGCAAGCUGGUUCUCUCACAGGACACACAAAUCUUCAACAUGGAAAGAUGAUCUUUGUUAAGCCAGUAUCUCCUCAUCACCUAGCCCAUAGCAUUGAUCAGUAUACCACAGCCCAGUAUGUCAGCUACACCUGAAGAUUCUCAAUCAUUCAGUAGGGACAACUUCUUUCGUACUCCAGGCCAUCCACCAUCAGCUUCCAUCCUGUCAUCAGUAUCUACUGUUGUCUCCAAUAGCAAUAGCCCUCAAGGAGAUGUGCACCUUCCUCAACGAAAGCUCAAAGUCUGCACUGAAGAUUUUCAAUGACUUUGAAGUAUCUGGUAAUAUUCAAAAUGGUCUGUUUUUAAAAAAGUUUAAUGCAUUACUAGGUUAAGAACAAAUCUGAGUAGAUUCUAAAUGUGUAACGCAUAAUUUGCGUUUAAUUCAAUUAUUUUUUUGUAUAUGUGUUACCUGGCAGCGCAUAUUGCUCCAAAGAAAUGUAUUUGAAAAGAAGUUUACAUUGUACCAAUGUGACUGUUAACGAUAGCCAUAGUUAACAAAACUGUGAUCUUCUGCCUCAGCAGAAUAAAAUCCAAUAUAAAAUCGUAUUCAUAGAAAGUAAUGUGUUUAAACAUGGCAAAAAUUACAAGGAAUAUUCACUUUGCACACAAAACAUGAAACAUGUUAGGAUGUAUACCAUCCUACCUUAGAAGUUGGUUUAUUGUGUCAGUGUAUAAGUGGUAUAACCAUUUGCACACUAAUUUAGUGGAUUCUGUGAAUAUCAUCCAAAGGGAAUAACAUAUUUGGCAUAGAUGCAUAUAUAGUAUUGAGUCACCUCCUCCACUGAGAACACUAGCUGGUCAUUGUUAUUUCACAACUCAGGUGGUAGAAAAUCACGAUGAAACAAAACAUCUGACAGGAGAUGACAAAUUGUAUGGCUGUAUUUGACAAAGCGUGAUAAUCCAUUGGAGAAAUAACACAAGUACUGUAACUUGUACAUAGUGCUAUAUUUAUAUUACAUUAAAGCAUUAAUUUUAAAUGGAAUUAAAUUUCAAAUUGGUAUACGUACCUAUUCAAUUGUCUCUCGUAAAACCAGUCUAAGCAGGUACUGUGAACUGUAGAAGGUCAUAGGUUUGUAAUGAUUUCUUGGCGCUAUUAACAAUUAAAUCUUAGAACGUGGAAAUCCAAAAUGGCAAGUGAUCUUUGUGUUAGUUCAAUCAAGAUUCUGUCUUAAUUAUUUGAAUUUUAUUUAUAUUCUUGUAUGCUAUUCUGUACUGUGACUGGUUCAAAAUA
This is a messenger RNA of Pristis pectinata (smalltooth sawfish), 4198 nucleotides long. RefSeq names its product E2F transcription factor 8 (gene e2f8). The record is from RefSeq and is a predicted model, not a curated record. The transcript has 14 exons. Lineage: Eukaryota; Metazoa; Chordata; Chondrichthyes; Rhinopristiformes; Pristidae. Gene Ontology annotation, molecular function: DNA-binding transcription factor activity, RNA polymerase II-specific; RNA polymerase II cis-regulatory region sequence-specific DNA binding. Bases 217 to 3063 code for a protein of 948 amino acids. Gene Ontology annotation, biological process: regulation of transcription by RNA polymerase II. Gene Ontology annotation, cellular component: RNA polymerase II transcription regulator complex.